AUGGCCCCCGCACCGAUCCACCCACGCUCCAGCCCCGCACCGAUCCACCCACGCUCCAGCCCCCGCACCGAUCCACCCACGCUCCAGCCCCCCGCACCGAUCCACCCACGCUCCAGCCCCAGCACUGAUCCACGAUCCACCUACGCUCCAGACCCCCAGAUCCCCCCGCUCCAGCCCCCGCACCGAUCCACCCACGCUCCAGACCCCAGCCCCCGCACCGAUCCACGCUCCAGCCCCGCUCCAGCUCCAGACCCCGCACCGAUCCACCCACGCUCCAGACCCCGCACCGAUCCACCCACGCUCCAGACCCCCACCCUCCACCCCGCUCCAGCACCGAUCCACCCACGCUCCAGCCCCGCUCCAUACCGAUCCACCCACGCUCCAGCCCCCACACCGAUCCACCCACGCUCCAGCCCCCCACACCGCUCCAUCCACCCACGCUCCAGACCCCGCACCGAUCCACCACGCUCCAGACCCGCACCGAUCCACAUGCUCCAGACCCCACGCUCCAGCUCCAGCCCCCACACCGAUCCACCCACGCUCCAGAUCCCCCGCUCCACCGAUCCACCCACGCUCCAGACCCCGCACCGAUCCACCUACGCUCCAGCACUGAUCCACCCCUCCAGCACCGAUCCACCCACGCUCCAGACCCCACACCGAUCCACCCACGCUCCAGACCCCGCACCGAUCCAUCCACGCUCCAGAUCCCACACCGAUCCACCCACGCUCCAGCCCCAGCACUGA
This is a messenger RNA of Oncorhynchus keta (chum salmon), 744 nucleotides long. RefSeq lists its product as uncharacterized. Bases 1 to 744 code for a protein of 247 amino acids. NCBI's taxonomy places the organism in Eukaryota, Metazoa, Chordata, Actinopteri, Salmoniformes, Salmonidae. The record is from RefSeq and is a predicted model, not a curated record. The transcript is spliced from 2 exons.